AUGGUAGUGUCAAUCAAAACUUUACUUUUCUUAGCUGCGUUUUUCAUCUUCAUAUAUUAUGGAAUCGAAUUUCUUACAAGAUUUGUUGAAAGAAAAUUUAAAAUUCAUAUUGGAUUGAUAGGUUUCUUAUCAAUUUCCAACAUAUCUUAUGAUGGGAAGAUUUUUGAUCCACACCAAACUCAACAUUCUUUUAAAAUUUCCGUAAAUAAAAUUCGUUUAGAAAUUAGACCACCAGAUGUGAAUCGUAAAAUAUGGCUUACGAUCACGAUUGAAGGUGUCUAUUUUAAUUUUUCUUCAAUAAAAAUAUUCUUACAAUCCAUAGAACAAAAGGAGUUAAAGCCCAGUUUAAUUGCUAUGGUACCUCAAGAAGCUUGGUGGUUAUCCGUCUUGGUUGGUAAAUAUGUUAAGGAAUCGAUUACAUUGCAAUAUUUCCUGUUGAGAGUUGCAAAUUACGUUGAUAUAAAUGUUACUAGUGUCGAUGUUUUAAUUGAAGAUUUGGGACAAUUUCAAAUUGAAGGAUGUACUUUGGGAAUGAAUUUUAAAAGAUCCCACCUUCAACAUGGUAGUGAUGGUAGUAAUAAUUUACAAGAACAAUAUCUAAUUAUUUCUCUCUCAUUUUCAUCAUUAUCAAUUCGAAAUAUCGAAACUAUCAAGAACCCUUCGAAUUCACCUCCCGAUAUUUUUUCAAUUCAUAUGACCGAAAUUGUUUUAUCUUGUUCCCUUUCUCCCGCCUGUACAUCGCUUAUAUCUAUUGACAUUGACGUUAAAUUAAAAAAAAUCAUUAUUGGUGUGGAUUCCAUACUUGGUUUAAUCAAGGUUAUUCAAUCAAAGAUUUCACCAACUGACAAAGUCCUGAGUACACUUGAUUUACCACAAUCAUCAGUAGAUUUCAUGAUGGAUAAUUUAUUGAAUUCUUCAUUAGACAAAAUAUUAAGUGCGAAUUUAAUGGUGGAUCUAAUUGACAUUAAAUAUGAAUUUUCAGGAUUGGAAGAUCCUUUAACCGUUAGAUCAUCAUUUGAAGGACUUUUUGUUUCACUGAAACAAAAUAAUAUCCAUUCACUUGAAAAUCAACGGAGAUCAACCCUUUUCACUGAAGAAAUUCCCAUCCCCUUAAAAUCGAUAGAAUUUUCCGUUGAUCAUAUUCAUGGGGAUCUUGUAGAUCAUCAACAUAAUAUUUCUCGAAUUCAAGUGAAUAAAGUUGAAAGUAAUAUAUUGAUUAUGUUAAUAUUUAAACCGGUCGUCUCAACUUCGGAUGAUGAUUCAAUUUCAUUAUCAUUAAAUGGGACUUUCAACAUUUUAUCUCCCGAAAUAUCCGUGAAUUGUAAACAACUUGAUACUAUUAUAAGCAUCAUAGUUGGUCUUGGAGGAAAAAGUUCAUCACCCAAAAUUACGGAAUCAAGUCAGCAGAUGAAGAAUAAUUAUAAUACACCAAACACACCAAAAUUAGUCGUCAGUUUUUCCAUCGUUGAUCCACUCGUUAAGUUUACGAGAAUUCCAUAUUCAAAUAAACCUGAUGAUUUUUCACAAAUCUCUUUUGGAUUUCAGGAGUUAUUAUUUGAUAUCAGUGGUGAUUAUACAGCAUUUCAAUCCCAACGUGUCUUAAUAACAAGAAGAUAUAAAAUUUACCUUGACGAGAUCAAAAACAAGUUCAAAUUGCCAAAUGUUUUAAGUAUAUUUAAGAAGAAAGAAAAAAAACAAGUGAUAUUAGAAAAUGAGUCCGCAUCGGUUUAUAAUUUAGUCGUAAACGUUAAUGCUCCAUUUUCCGUUUUGGGUCUUGUGAUUUCAAUUAAUGAUAAGGAUGAUUCUAAAGUUUUCACUAUAUCUUUAAUAUCAGAAAAAUUUCAAGUGGACAUUAGUUGGACGAUUGAUCGACCUCUUAUCUGUCAAAUUCUGGGGCAUUACAAACGAAUUCGUUUACAACUGUCAAAAAUUUCUAAACAAUUUGCCCUUCGCGAAGCAAUUUUGCGUUCGGUAGAUCAAUUUAUUGAAUUCAUAAAGUGUCUUCUAAUCAAUGGCUUAUAA
Messenger RNA from Funneliformis caledonium, 2022 nucleotides. The record is from the annotation of a GenBank genome assembly. Lineage: Eukaryota; Fungi; Glomeromycota; Glomeromycetes; Glomerales; Glomeraceae.